Drosophila suzukii is the source of this 596-nucleotide messenger RNA. RefSeq names its product eukaryotic translation initiation factor 4E binding protein thor (gene Thor). Lineage: Eukaryota; Metazoa; Arthropoda; Insecta; Diptera; Drosophilidae. Gene Ontology annotation, cellular component: cytoplasm. Gene Ontology annotation, molecular function: eukaryotic initiation factor 4E binding. Gene Ontology annotation, biological process: negative regulation of translational initiation. The record is from RefSeq and is a predicted model, not a curated record.
AUGUCUGCUUCCCCGACCGCCCGUCAAGCCAUUACCCAGGCUCUGCCCAUGAUGACCAGGAAGAUCAUCAUCUCGGAUCCAAUCCAGAUGCCCGAGGUCUACUCCUCAACACCCGGAGGAACCCUGUACUCCACCACCCCUGGAGGCACUAAACUGAUCUACGAGCGGGCCUUCAUGAAGAAUCUCCGUGGCUCCCCCCUGAGCCAAACACCCCCGCCCAAUGUGCCCAGUUGUUUGCUGAGGGGCACUCCCCGUACUCCCUUCCGCAAAUGUGUGCCCGUCCCAACAGAACUGGUCAAGAAGACGAAGUCUCUGAAGAUCGAAGAUCAGGAACAGUUCCAGCUGGAUCUGUAGGGGAUGUGGUUGAAGUCCCUCUAAGCAGCAACUGCCAAAAUCAUUUAGUCAAUAGAUAAACCCACUAAAACCCGAUCUUAUAAGCUUAGUGUGCAUCGUUUUAGCCAUACCCAUCAACUAGAUGCUAAGUUCUUAGUUUUUCCACAUUGUUUCGUUCUUUCGGUCAUAUUGACUUUGUAACUUGUAAAACUCUAGAAGUUAAGUCAAAAGCAAUAAAAAAAUACACAUCAUUUAAAAGGAAA